Tricharina praecox is the source of this 1290-nucleotide messenger RNA. RefSeq names its product peptidase C14, caspase domain-containing protein. The transcript has 4 exons. The record is from RefSeq and is a predicted model, not a curated record. Gene Ontology annotation, molecular function: cysteine-type endopeptidase activity. The coding region runs from base 116 to 1153 and encodes 345 amino acids. Gene Ontology annotation, biological process: proteolysis. NCBI's taxonomy places the organism in Eukaryota, Fungi, Ascomycota, Pezizomycetes, Pezizales, Pyronemataceae.
CGUUGUCGCUGCAACCUGCCCCCCGCGAAGACUGGUUCUGACAUUUCGAGCGUAGCCUGGCCAAUGGGGUCCCCCACCGCACCAACAACCAUACCCGAGCCCGAGUCAGCAACCGAUGCCUACCUACCAGAAUACCUACCAGAACCACGUUCCCGGCGCUCCCCACCCUCCGUCUACCAGCCAACACAGCUUCGGCGUUCCGGGUCUCAACUAUUCGUUUGCGUACAGUAACUGCUCGGGGAAGCGCAAGGCGCUGCUUAUCGGCAUCAAUUACAUCGGUCAGCGGGGACAGCUGCGCGGCUGCAUCAACGAUGUCAAGAACAUGUCGCGGUUCUUGCAGGAGAGAUUCGGCUACAACCCGAGCGACAUGGUGACUUUGAUGGACGACCAGCAACACCCCAAGAGUCAGCCCACCAAGCAGAACAUCUUGACUGCCAUGCAUUGGCUCGUGAAGGAUGCUCAGCCGAACGAUUCGCUGUUCUUCCAUUAUUCCGGGCACGGUGGCCAGACCAAGGAUCUGGAUGGUGAUGAGGGUGAUGGUUACGACGAGACGAUCUAUCCGGUGGACUUCCGUCAUGCUGGGCACAUCGUGGAUGAUGAGAUGCACCGCAUCAUGGUUGCCCCAUUGAAACCGGGGGUGCGCUUGACCGCCAUCUUCGAUUCCUGCCAUUCCGGGUCAGCGUUGGACCUUCCUUACCUUUACUCCACCUCCGGCAAGCAGAAGGAGCCGAACUUGGCCAAGGAGGCCGGUCAGGGACUUUUCAGUGCGCUGCAAUCGUACUCCAGGGGAGACAUUGGCGGUGUUGCUUCGUCGGCUUUCGGGCUGGCCAAGCGCCUCACCACCGGCAGAAACGCGGAGGAAAGGGCAAUGCGCACAAAAACAUCGCCGGCCGAUGUUAUCCAGUGGUCUGGUUCCAAGGAUUCUCAAACUUCUGCCGAUGCUACCGAGAACGGCGAGGCCACGGGAGCCAUGAGUUACGCAUUCAUCCGAGCGCUCACCAAGAACCCUCAGCAAUCGUACGCACAGCUUCUCAACAGCAUCCGAGACGAGCUGGCUGGAAAGUACUCGCAGAAGCCGCAGUUGAGCUGCAGCCAUCCAUUAGGUAAUGACGGACAACCCCUUGACGAGUCUGAGAUGGAGUUCCAGUUUUGAUUUCCCCCCCCCCCCCCCCCUGCCCGCUUGUCUUCUUUGCUUCAUUCACUGCAAUAUUCCCUUCAUUCUUCCGUUCCUUCCUCUUCUCGCCUGGUGCUUUGAUAUUUGUAUAAAUAGCUGUUGUUUCUUUUGCUUUU